AUGGUCAAAGCCCAGACGCAGGCCGCCCCCGCGCCGGCCACUCCGUUGGCAGCUGCAGAAGACGGGCCCCUCCCUCCAGCCCCAGCCCCGGAGGCUCUGCCCCCGCCGCCGCCCAGGGAGGCCUUCUCCAAGUCCCAGCAGCAGAGGCAAGCCAGCGAGCUCCGCCGCCUCUACAGGCACAUCCACCCCGAGCUCCGCAGGAAUCUGGCCGAGGCUGUGGCCGAGGACCUGGCCGAGGUCCUGGACUCGGGCGAGCCCACCGAGGGGGAGGUCCAGUGCAUGCGCUGGAUCUUCGAGAACUGGCGGCUGGAUGCCAUUGGGGACCGUGAGAGGCCGCCCGCCAGGGAGCCCGUGCCCGGUGGUGACGUCCAGGCUACCUCCCGCAAGUUUGAGGAAGGCGCCUUUGCCAACAGCACCGACCAGGAGCCCGCAGGAGCGCCGCCCCCCGGAGGGGACGUCCGUGCAGCCCGCCAGCUGUUUGAGACAAAGCCGCUGCAUGAGCUGAGUGGCCGGGCCGAGGCCCUGGAGGCUACGGCGAGGGAGCCUGAAGCCAGCGGCGAUGUCCGGGGUACCAGGAUGCUCUUCGAGACGCGGCCGCUGGACCGCCUGGGCUCCCGGCCCUCCAUCCAGGAGCAGAGCCCCCUGGAGCUGCGCUCGGAGAUCCAGGAGCUGAAGGGCGAUGUGAAAAAGACGGUGAAGCUCUUCCAGACAGAGCCCCUGUGUGCCAUCCAGGACGCGGAGGGCGCCAUCCACGAGGUCAAGGCUGCGUGCCGCGAGGAGAUCCAAAGCAACGCCGUGAGGUCCGCCCGCUGGCUCUUUGAAACCAAACCUCUGGACGCCAUCAACAGGGACCCCAGCCAGGUGCGGGUAAUCCGGGGGAUCUCCCUGGAGGAGGGGGCCCGGCCUGACGUCAGCGCCACUCGCUGGAUCUUUGAGACACAGCCCCUGGAUGCCAUUCGGGAGAUCCUGGUGGACGAGAAGGACUUCCAGCCGUCCCCCGACCUCAUACCUCCUGGUCCGGAUGUUCAGCACCAGAAGCACUUGUUUGAGACCCGAGCGCUAGACACUCUCAAGGGGGAAGAGGAGUCUGGAGCGGAGCCCCCAGCCAAGGAGGAAGUGGUCCCCGGCGAUGUCCGCUCUACCCUGUGGCUGUUUGAGACGAAGUCGCUGGACGGCCCGAGAGACAAGGUCCAAGUGGGUCACCUGCAGCGGGUGGGUCCCCGGGAGCCUGAGGCGCUCACGUCGGAGCAUCGGUCCGGCGAUGGCUCCGCAGCGCUGCCCCCCGCGCAGAGUGCCCCCCAGACGGGUGGGGUGAAGGGGGAUGUGAAGGCCUUCAAGAACCUUUUUGAGACCCUGCCCCUGGACAGCAUCGGGCAGGGUGUGCCUUCAGCCCAGAGGAACAUGAGCAGAGCAGAGCAGCCCCAGGACACGGGGUCCCCGGUGUACGCCGUGCAGGACGGCCAGGGCCACCUCCACGCCCUGACGUCUGUCAGCAGAGAGCAGGUAGUUGGCGGCGAUGUGCAGGGCUACAGGUGGAUGUUUGAGACGCAGCCCCUGGACCAGCUAGGCCGAAGCCCCACUACCGUGGACGUGGUGCGGGGCAUCACCCGGCAGGAGGUGGUGGCUGGAGACGUGGGCACUGCCCGCUGGCUCUUUGAGACCCAGCCCCUGGAGCUAAUCCACCAGCGGGAGCAGCAAGAGUGCCAGGAAGAGGAAGGGGAGAGCCGCGCGGGUCCGCAGCCCGAGGCGCUCCCCAGAGGGGACGUGCGCACCACGCGGUGGCUGUUUGAGACGUGCCCGAUGAGCGAGCUGGCGCAGAGGCAGGCGCCGGAGGCCACGGACCCCACGGCUCCGGCCGAGGCGCGGUCCUGCACCUGGAUGUUCGCACCCCAACCCCCCGACGGGCCAGAGGGCGCCCGGGAGCAGCGCCUGCAGGCCAGCCGGGUCCAGGCUGGGGACACACAGACACACGGACACGUCUUUGAAACCGAGCCUCUGCAGGCCUCAGGCCGUCCCUGCGGAAGGGGGCCCGUGCGCUACUGCAGCCGCGUGGAGAUCCCUUCGGGGCAAGUGUCCCGGCAGAGGGAGGUUUUCCAGGCCCUGGAGGCAGGCAAGAGGGAAGACGGGGCAUCCAGGGCGCUCCCCGAGCCCGUCCCCGUGGGCUCCGUGCGCAAGGUCACCUGGCUCUUCGAGAACUGCCCCGUGGGCUCCCUGGCGGCGGAGAGCAUCCGAGGGGACAGCUUCCCGGAGGAGCAGCCCGGGGGCCCCGCAGGCAGCGAGGUGCCAGAGAGGCAGGAGACUGCGGCGGAGGGGACUCUGAAGGCUCUGCACGCCACGCCGGGCGUCCUGCUCGGAGGAGGCGUCCUCAUGGAGGCCCGAGGGCGGGGGGAGCUCUGCCUCGCCAAGUACGUGCUCCCGGGCCCCGGGCAGGGGGGACCCCGCGUCCGGAAGGAGGAGCUGGUGUCGGGCGAGCUCCCCAGGAUCGUCCGCCAGGUGCUGCGCCGGCCCGACGUGGACCAGCGGGGACUGCUCGUCCAGGAGGACCUGGCCGGCCAGCUCCAUCUUAAGCCACUGAGGCUGCCAGGCAGCGGGAACGUGGAAGACACGGAUCCCGAGUUCCAGCAGUUGCUGGCAUGUGGUCUGGGCUCCUCGGUCGCGAGGACCGGGCUGGUGAUGCAGGAGACGGAGCAGGGGCUGCUCUCGCUGACCGCCUACGCCCUGCAGCCCCGGCUGGCCAGCAGGCUCCCCGGGAGGGGCAGCGUGCAGAUGCUGGCCAGCUGCAUCGACAAAGGAGACCUGAGUGGCCUGCACAGUCUGCGGUGGGAGCCCCCAGCGGACCCAGGCCCCGUGCCGGGCGGCGAGGGGGCCCAGACGCUGCCCCUGACUGAGAACGUCAUCCAUGUGCCCCCGCUGGACCCCGGCAUGGGGAUGGGCCCUCCGAGAGCCCCGGGGAAGGCAGGCCCUCCGGCUGCGGAAGGAAAGCAGGAAGGUGGCCGUGCUGGGCAGAGCGGGCUGGCAGCUUUGGGGGAGGCGGAAGGAGCCACAGCCACGCCCCUGGGGCCCGGGGCCUCCGACCUCCGGGCCGCCGUGCAAAAUCUGCGGGUGGCGACGGCCGAGGCCCAGAGCCCGCACCAGCAGGUUGUGAACAAGCACAAGCCAGCCUCCGGCCCCGGAGCCACCCCCGCACCCUGCCGGGACGGUCAGCGCCAAGCACCGGCCGCGGCCACCCUGGCUGCCCCGAGCGGCAGGCCUGCAGCUGGAGGUGGCCCCAGGACCUCAGCCGCCCCCCGAAAGGUCAGUGGGGAGCAGGAAGCACCGCCCACAGGGCUGCCAGGGGGGCGGGGGACUGCCCAGGACGGCAUCCACACUGCUCACCCCGUGAGGACCUCUGACCCGUCGGGGGGUGUCCAGCCGUCCGAAGGAGGGCCCCCUCGCUCGGCCCAGGCUCCCCGCCCGCCCCAGGACGGGCCGAGCCAGAGUCGGGGGCCCGGGUGGGAGGAGCCUGGGGGCCGCCCGCCGAUGGCCCGGGGACCUCCAGCGAAGGCAACGGCGAGAGUCGGCCCAGGAGGCCUCCAGGCAGCAGAGACCACGCUGAAGGUCGCCUCUUUGGCCCAGCCCGCUCUGGCCUCUGGGCCGCGGCCUGCAGGCGGCGGCCCGCACUCCCAUAACGCCUCUGUUCCUCCUCCUCUUCUCCCAGCCGCUGUGACAGGACCGGACUCCCCAGCCCCAGGCCGCCGCGAGGAGGAGUCCACGCAGCAGGACUCCGGGGCCCUGCGGGGCCCCCUCCUCCACCCCCACGGCAGUCCUGCCGGCCAGAGGGCCCCUGGGGACUCACGGACAAGGACCCCCGAGCCAGAGCCCAGGACGUCCCCGAGGACGAAACCUCAGCUGCCUCCGAAACCCGCACACCUAGGCCAGAUGCCCCCGCCCCAGGGGCUGCCCAAGCUCUCAGCUCCCUCUCCCAGCGCCUCCAAAGCCGCCGGGCAAGGAGUGUGCAAGCGCGAGGCGGGAGAGGCAGCGCACGCCCCCAGCGCUGCCAGCCAGGCAGGCCUACCUGUGGCCGGACGCCCCAGCGGGCAGAGCCGGCCCCGCCCCCAGCACGGCCCGGGUGCCUUGGCUUCCGGCUCCACCAGGAGCCAGGCUGCGGGCAGCGACGCCCAGAGCCCUGAGCCCCCCAAGCCCUCAGCUCUCAGCGGCCACCCCGCCUGGCCGCAGCAGGCUCCCAGCCCCCCAGGAGAGGCCUCCGAGAGCGCUGAGGCUGCGCGGAGGGGCCGGCAGGAGCUCCUCGGCCUCCGGAGCCGGCUGCAAGCCCUGGAGAAGGACGCCGCGGGCGGCGUGGACGUGCGGGCGCCGAGGAGGCUCCCUGAAACGGUGCCCCAGCUGGCUCGGGCUCCUGCUGCCCCCCAAAAGCCCGAGGCCUCGGUGGUGCAGGCCUUCGGGGAGCUGACGAAGGUCAGCACGGAGGUGGCCCGGCUGAGGGAGCAGACCCUGGCCAGGCUGCGGGACAUUGAGGAGGCUGUGCACAAGGCCCUCGACUCCAUGACUAGCCUCCAGCCCGAGACAGACACCGGGGGCCGGUCGCAGGGCCCCCCAAAGGACCACAGCGCCUGCAAGAGCAGCAACUCGGAUGGCAGGAAAGCCGGACCCGACUGUUCCGGCCGGGAGGCCCCAGGGCAAACCGCAGUCAUGGACGAACCCCGGGAUGCGUGCCUUCCUGAGGCCCAGAGUCAGGCCAAGGUCAGAAACCACACAGAGGCGGGGGGUCAGUCCGCCUCAGCCGUCCCUUCCACCAGGAGGCCAGAGACAGUGAGGGGAGACUCAGGCCUCCCUGGAGCCUUCCCCUGCAGCAGAGAGUCAUCCUGCCCCCCCACCUUCAUCUCCGCUGAGUCGGCCACAAGGAGGCUUCCAGAGGCUCCCAGCCUUGAUGCCUCAGUGAGAAGCACUCACCUGGCACCGGAUGCGGGCCAGGCCCGGCUCCCCCAGAAAGGUUUCCAGGACAGGGUUGGACAGACAGAGGUCCCCCCAUGCUCCAGGCAGCCCGAGCCCACCCCCGCCUCCUUAGGAAGCCCCCUGCCCGCUGGGUGGAAGAGCAUUCUGGGGCCGCGCACGGGACCGGGUGGCCCCCAGGGCUGUGGAGCCACAGGAAUGGCCACCCAGCAGCACGAAGGGGUGGGCCAGUGCAGGGACCCAGCCCUCCCGUCCUCCGCCAGGGUCGCGGGGCAGGCAGAGCUGUCCAGGGACCCGGGACCCCAGCGCGAGCUCCCCAUGCCCCCCUUGCUCCGGCCCUUCCUGCGCAGCCCAGCCGGGCUCAGUGGGGGCCUGGCCGAAGCUGGCCGGGGGCGCGCUCCCUGUGGCUGCUCCCAGCCCGAAGCCCAGUGA
Molecule: messenger RNA, 5379 nt
Organism: Hyaena hyaena (striped hyena)
Lineage: Eukaryota; Metazoa; Chordata; Mammalia; Carnivora; Hyaenidae
Gene: XIRP1
Product: xin actin binding repeat containing 1
Exons: 1
Coding region: 1-5379 (1792 amino acids)
Biological process (GO): actin filament organization; actin cytoskeleton organization
Cellular component (GO): stress fiber; focal adhesion
Molecular function (GO): actin filament binding
Source: RefSeq, a predicted model, not a curated record